This is a messenger RNA of Rubroshorea leprosula, 659 nucleotides long. Lineage: Eukaryota; Viridiplantae; Streptophyta; Magnoliopsida; Malvales; Dipterocarpaceae. The record is from the annotation of a GenBank genome assembly.
CUUAAACUUAAUGAUCUUUAACAUCUAUCAAACGCUUUUACGGUUCUUAACAAUGUGAUCAGGCUUUCACAUGGGGACUAUGGAGAUAGAGGUGACUACUAGUAGUAGUAAUCAGAAACACGGCGGUGCUGCUGGUAGUGGUGGUGGCAGCAGGUAUCAUGAGAGGGCAGUGUAUGGCGAUAGAGGGAAGGGUAUAUACUUGGUAUGGGAGGAUCUGAAUGUUGUGCUGCCAAAUUUUGGGAAUAAACGCACCAAAAGGUUGAUUCAAGAGCUUAAUGGGUUUACUGAGCCUGGUAGGAUCAUGGCCAUCAUGGGUCCAUCUGGCUUUGGAAAAUCCACACUUCUUGCUCUCUUGCAGAACAAAGAUGUUAUGAGUUGUCUAGAUUUCCCUUCGAUAAACUACUACGUACUAGUUGCACCUGGCUUUUUAGGCAAAAUGGUUACAAACCAUGUCAAAUGAUGUUCCCCCAACCUUUGGGUUAAUUCGAAUCCCCCUCCCCAAGAAGUCGUAAUUUGUGUCUUUUUUUUUUUAAAAAAAAGAGACUACUACUUACUAGUUUUGUGGAUUAGGGAUUAAUGCCUACUUUUCGAGGAGGAUAACUAAUUGUUGUACUUAAUAGCUUUCUUUUUUUGGUAGGAAAGAAAAAAUGUUAAGGAAA